GCUGCCGGCAGUUUGGAGGCUCGGAGCUCCUGCAUUCAGCUUCCUGUUUGGCUUACACACAUUGUGUUCCAGCGCCCUCUGGUGGUUUGUUGCUGAACAACAAUGAUUAAAGUUUGUUCAAACCUGGCGUCUGACGUCAGUUUGGGCGCCAAAUUUGAAUAUAUAAAGCCUCCAGUCCUUCCAGGCUGUGCUGUUGCAGCCUUGGGUUGGUUACUGAGGCAGACUACUUUAGUCACCAGCUUUCCUGUGUCUGAUAAUGUCCUCUGCCGGUGAUGGGGAUCGGACUGGGCGCAAGACGUCAUCCAAGCGCAAGCAUUUGGCGUGUAGGGAUUGUGACACCCCUCUAGCGGACUCCUAUGAAUUUAAUAGGUGUCCCUCUUGCCGUCCUCCUCCUCCUCUGCCUCCUGAUACGGAGCCUACCAUACGGGACGUAGUAGUCUGGGUAAAGGACUUUGUGGAGUCCUCAAUGAACACCCUAAGGGAUUCCGUGUCAUCCAGAAGACCCAGUGUCCGAUCUCCUCUGAGACCCACUCCUAUGCAGGAGGAAGUCUACCAUACCGUGGACGAAGUCCAUUCCUCUGAGUCUAGCGGGGAGGAAGAAGAGGCUGGAAGAGCUCCUGCGACUGUCAAGGCCUACGCCAGGGUAAAGCGCAUUUUUCUUCUAUGGUGUGCAUCUCAUCAAGUACCAUCUCAGGAUCCUCCAGUAUCAGCUAUUCUUCAGUUCAUGCAGGAUGGACUAGAUAAGGGCCUCAGCCCUUCUACACUCAAGGUACAGAUCUCUGCUCUGUCAGCCGCCUUUGGCAGAUCUUUACAUCAAGACCCUCUGAUUAAGAGGUUCCUUAAAGGAGCCGUACGUCUUAAGCCUAGCAUUUCAAGACCUAUACCGCAGUGGGAUCUCUCAGUGGUGCUUAAAGGGUUGAGUGGUCCUCCCUUUGAACCCUUGGAAGAAGUGGACUUUAAGUUUUUAUCCUGGAAGGUAACCUUUUUGUUGGCCGUAACUUCGGCCAAACGCAUUUCAGAGCUUCAGGCUUUUUCGGCAUAUGAGCCAUACACUUUAUUUUUACCGGACAGAGUCCUUUUACGUUUUUUACCCACCUUUUUGCCUAAGGUGCCCUCUGUGCACAACAUUAAUCAAGUUGUGUCUUUGCCUGUGUUAUGUUCCUCUUCUUCCUCUGCAGAAGAAACUUCCCUCCAUACUCUGGAUGUGGCCAGAUGUUUGAGAAUCUACAUUGAGAGAUCCCGGGAGUUCAGAAGGUCAGAGAAUCUUCUUAUCCUGUUCUUUGGCAGGAAUAAAGGGAAGAAGGCCUCUAAGCCUACUCUAAGUAGAUGGAUCAGAGAGGCCAUCAGAGAAUCUUUCGCUUCCCAGAAUAGACCUCCUCCUGCCUUUGUCACUGCUCACUCCACCCGAGCAGUCUCUACUAGUUGGGCCGAAAGGUCUCUUAUUCCUCUGGAACAGAUCUGUUCCGCGGCCUCCUGGAGCUCACAUUCUACCUUUGUGAGCCAUUAUAGACUCAACCUCAGGGGAUCAGAAGACACUGCCUUUGGGCGGUCUGUUUUGAAUUCCAUUCAGCAUUGAAGUCCCUACCCUUUAGGCUAACUUCUUGCUAAGUCCCCACAUGUGCUGCUGGUUAGGACGUAAGGGAAGCGUUAAUUUCUUAACGUUAAUUUGUUUUCCCUUAGUCCUAACAGCAGCACACAAAUAUCCCUCCCUUUGUUU
Bufo gargarizans (Asiatic toad) is the source of this 1717-nucleotide messenger RNA. RefSeq lists its product as uncharacterized. The coding region runs from base 257 to 1576 and encodes 439 amino acids. Lineage: Eukaryota; Metazoa; Chordata; Amphibia; Anura; Bufonidae. The transcript has 3 exons. Gene Ontology annotation, biological process: DNA integration; DNA recombination. Gene Ontology annotation, molecular function: DNA binding. The record is from RefSeq and is a predicted model, not a curated record.